Molecule: messenger RNA, 657 nt
Organism: Oryzias melastigma (Indian medaka)
Lineage: Eukaryota; Metazoa; Chordata; Actinopteri; Beloniformes; Adrianichthyidae
Exons: 5
Coding region: 40-657 (205 amino acids)
Source: RefSeq, a predicted model, not a curated record
UUUUCCAAUUUUUAAAAUUAGGAAAUCAAAGGAAACAACAUGUUUGGAAGGAGAUAUGCUGAAGUGGUUAGAUGUGCCCCACUGGAUGAGAAUGGAGAGGACAAUGUCUAUUUCUGCAAAGGGCUGAUUGAUCACAAGACAAAGUAUUAUUUUCCGUUUGCUGGCUUGUGGAGUGGGAUAAUGCUUGGUGACCUUGGACGACAUGGUACUGCACAACCAUAUGGUGACUUUUCAAAGAAGUAUUGCAUUCUGGGAAAACUGAAGAGACAAAACAUAACAGAGGACAACAAAACACAAGGAAUCAUGGAGAAAAGCCAAUGGGAUUUGAAACAUAUUCGUUUCAGAUCAACCAGGCUUAGUAGACUUGAUGACUUUGUGGUGCAAUAUCAAAAGUCCCACAGUGCUCUGCUAAAGGAAUAUGAAGACGCCAAAAGAGAUGUUCAUCGAAAGAGAUUCAGAGUUACCAUGGAAAAAUGGAAGGAACGGAAGCAGAAGAAGAAAGGGAGAUACGUUACCGCGAUGAAGAAGGCGUUUCCUUUCAAGACAUCUACCAAAAAGUACAUAAAUGCCGUCAACAAAACAGUGUUCCUGGUGGAUCCAGCUGCAAGAUCUCCUGAAGUGUCUGAUUCAAAACUUGCUGCCCAGAAGUGGAGGUAA